GCGUAGUGAGCGAACGUGAGUGUUUACCGUCCUGCCAUCCGCGUUUUCACAAACAGUCGUGUGUCCACCAUUGGAAACGUCGUCCUCCGAGCACGACGAUUAGGUUACUUCCCCUGCGGGGACAAUCGACCUGAGGAGUGCGCCAUGAUCGAGUCGGGACGACGAACCCGGCGACGUCGUUAAGGUGGUUACUUAUGCAGUGUGUAUCCCGAGUGUGCUUUGGUGAGUCGCGCGCGCCGAGGCAAGGAAUCCCGACGGUUGAUGUCUUUAUCGUCGUCGUUGUCGCACGCCCGCCAACGACGACGCUGACGCGAACGACCUAAACGUCGCGACGUGACGCGACCGUGACGUGACGCAACGCGACGCGACGCGACGUAACGGGUGACACGGCGAGUACGUGUAUCCUGCCGCGACACGUGCAUGAACCCCGAAAAAGCAGACGAGGGAUGUCCUGCGCGGCGGCCGAAACUAGGAUUCGGUGAUCCUGCCUGCUCGUGACAGUUCGACGACUCGCUCCGAUCCGGGCGAGACCAAGAUGGCGCCACCGACGUUUUGACACUUGCCGAAGGACGACCCGUCAGCUGGACUUCAUCGCCGCCCGCAGGCGACUCGUCUAUUAUGAGUAGAGAAUUCUACGUACCCUGCGUCACACCUUACGUCUAUCAGCAGUGCGGUAGCAAUAGUAGCGGCGGCGGCGGUUCGACAGAGGGUGUCGUGGUGAACGUCAGUACCAGUAACGGCGUCGGCAGCGGUGGCAGCGGCGUCGGCGUUGGUGGCAUGGACUGCAUGCCUUUGCGCCCCGGUCCGUUUCACUACCUCAUCAGCGAGCAAGCUAAAUCCUUGGUGGCCCUGCAGGAACUGCAGAAUGAAGUCGGUGCUCUGCUCGAGUUCCGGGACCUCGUCAUCGAGACGUUCCCAAACCUCCGGCACAAGAUGGCCGCUACGGCGUCCGCGGGUGCGUCCGUGAUGUCGUCUACCUGUACCCAGAGCUCGCACAUCCCGUUACCGCUGUCGAGCCCGUCCUCGCGAAGGAUCAGCGAAUGGGAGCCUGGCAAGAUAAGGCGGCGAGUGACACGCGAAAGUAGCAGCGGGGGCGGCAGCGGUGGAAGCGGUAGCGGGGGUGGAGGUGAAUCGUCUUCGUCGCUGCCUAGAAGCCGCAGCAACUCCCACAGUGGCGGCACUAAAAACAACUGCAGCGCGACGGUCCAGGACUCUGGUUUCAGCACGGAGACUUCGUCGAAGGACAGCGCCUCGACGGCGAUUGCGCCGCGAGCGAGCAGUCCCCGGCCGAAUACAUUGGACGAGGCGGAGGACGAACUCUGGAACCUGCUAGAUGUCAUCCACCGCAAAGGGAUUCGGCUGCGCGAAGAGGUCGAGUGCCUUCAGGGUCGCUUGGAGAGCGUAGCGACAGAGGAACUGGUGUCGACGGAUGUGCUCGAGGCUGUGAGAAAAAUCACUGGUCUCGGUGAUACUGAUAGAACAAUUGGCUGUAACAGUAAUGUUGAUGAUGGAAGUGUCGAUCUACAGCAACAGGAUAGUAGGGACCCGCAAGUGAUAGCUCUCAGGCGGGAGAAGGAACAGCUAUUAGACAAAGUGGCCGAGCUCGAGGCAGAGACGAUAUCAAGUCGUGCCCGAGCUCAAGAACUGCAAACGGAGUUGGCCGCCCUAUCGGCACUGAAGACUGGUCUGGAGGAUCGGUUGCGGGCUGGACUGAUCGAGAACGCCUCGGAGAUUUUGACACCAGGCGUUCAAAGACUGCAACCUAUCGCGCCGGUAAUUUCCUCGCCGAAGAAUGCCAAUGUUACUAGUAUUAAGAGCAAUAGUUCGGCGUUCGUGUCGGUCACCGGUAGUCCUGGAAGCAAGGCUCACAAGAGCCGCUUUCGCACAAGGACCAUCGAGAAGAAUGUAUUAUUGGAUGUUGUCGGAUGCAAUGACGAGAUGCGUAAUGUCGACAUCGAUGUUGAGGCGAACGUGAAUGAAAGGCGAGCCAGGUUGGGAGCGCUCGAUUCCAUCCUGGUCUCGCCCACUAGGGUGACUCACGUGAAAGACGUCGACUCAAGGAAGAUUGCGGCCAUUCUUCGCGAGCAUUCGCCCCUCGAGCUUCAGCGGCACCUAAUUACUACUACCGUCCAUAAUCAGGUCUUACAAAAAAGGCUAGAUGAAGUCAAGAAAAGUACAGAAACUCUCUCAGAGCGACUGGAUAAAGCGCGCGAGGAGAACGAUGAUUUGCGUUUCCAGUUAGAGGAACGAAAUAUAGAAUUAGAAGGUACGCGGGCGCGAGUACGCGUAUUAGAGCGUCUUCAACAACGACCACCAACGGAAGCCGAACCCGAGGCGGAUUUGGAGCAUCCCAGAUGCGAGCAAAGCGGCCUCGAGCCCGGCAGCAGCACGGAGUCCGCCCGGGAUCAUCAUCAGCCGGUAGAGAUCAAACCGUCGCCGCGGCGGCGUCCUAGUCGUAUACCUUUACUCGGCAACGUGAGCGGCAAGACAACGACGACGCCUACAACGAGCGUGACUGCAACGACGCCUGCGCGACCGCCCAGUCACAGCAGGAACGAUAGCAGGGAAUCACUUAAAUCGCUAACGAGACCACUGCGUGAUUCUAGUCGCGACAGCCAUGGCGGCGGCAAGUCGUUAUCGAAACCGCGCGAAUCCAGUCGAGACUCGCUAGGCAAUAGAAGUCUGUCCAGGAGCGGCGGUAACGGAAGCAACAGCAGUAGCGUCGGCGGCGGCAGCAAGGAAACAAAUCGGGAGUCGUCUUUGAACAAUCGAUCCCUGCCACGUAACAAUUCCAGCCGAGACUCCCUAAAUAAAUCCUCCUCGCUGUCCCGCGCCCGUGACUCGUUGGAGUCUAACAACAACCUCGGCACGUCCUCGCCCAACACAGGAACGGUAAACGUUCCCCCUCGACGACCGCCCGCUCCUGCACGCCGUUCCCACAGCCUGGCGCGCGCAGCGACGUCCGUCGAUGCGUCCGAGAACGGCAAGAACUGCACCGAACCACCGAGUUCCUGGUGCUCGACCAACAGCAGUUUCCGACACAGCGACUCAUCCCUCUAUCCGGACUCCCUGAAUCAAGAGACAUCAUCCAUCACCGGUUCCACGCGGGUAGAAUUCAUAAUCGGUUCGCCCACCAGGCGCUUUCGCCCGAGCUCCGCGUGGCCUCACCGCUAUUUCGACAGCAUCGACUCGGCGGUUACAGUGCCAGAGAGCCUGCUAACCGACGAAUUUCCUCUACGACGCGGCGGCGAGGCCCUGGCCGAGUGCGAUUCGCUCGAAUGUCAUCCGAUUUCGAGCGAAGAUUAAAUGCGCCAAUCGUCGACGUUAAUGCGAAGCUAGUAAAAUGGCGAGUCGCUUAGAGUGAACUACUUGCUCUUGCUUCUUUCCAUUAUUUUACACCAUAUCACUGGCUCUGCUUCUACGCGGCCUUAUUCUCAUCGUGUCAUCGACGCGUGCGCGAAUGUAUAAAUAACAGAAUUCUAGACACGUGAAACAUAUUCGUUUAGAUGAUACGCGCUGGAGAAGCGAUACUCGCGUUCUCAAUGACCCUUAUUCUGUGCCUUUUUAAUAUUGAAUGUUUUUCGUUUUUAUUUGUUUAAGAAUCAUGUCUCUUAUGGAGAUUCUAAACGGACAGAAAUCCAACAAUUCUAAACUGAAAUAUAACGAUACCAUUUCCAUGCAGGACUUAUAUGUACUUCCCUCGAGUUGCAUUUAAAGAAUAUUUCAUAUAUCUUUAUAACAUGACGGAGAUUUUUUAGCAGUCAAUUUUGCUAUCUGAUCAAAAAUGAAACCGAUAUAUUGACUUGCAAUGCACGAACGUACAUUGAUUUGUCAUGUGUAUAACUGAUGUAGCUGAUAAUAUAGUAAUUGUGCAAAAAACAAGUUAUCACUUUCAUUGACGAUACAAAUGUGAAGAGAGAGAGAAAGAGAGAGAGAGA
Messenger RNA from Mycetomoellerius zeteki, 3938 nucleotides. It is a transcript of the gene jvl, whose product is annotated as javelin-like. The record is from RefSeq and is a predicted model, not a curated record. The coding region runs from base 619 to 3306 and encodes 895 amino acids. The transcript is spliced from 5 exons. Lineage: Eukaryota; Metazoa; Arthropoda; Insecta; Hymenoptera; Formicidae.